CUCAUGUGGCAUGUUAGGAGGAGACAUGGUAAGCUAGCACUUACUUUGUGAAAAACACUGUGGGAAGGCUGCAGCAAAAAUUAAGCACCCUUACAAGGCUACCCUUCCUAUCGACCGCAUGAUCCCACCUGAGGUAACACAAUCCUCUUCAGUUAAUGUUCAAAUGGAACAUUAGACUGUGAAUAUUGGAAAUAUAAAUCAAUAUCAACGUCUGUGUGCAACUUUCAUGUUGUAUUAAUCUCUGGAUUAGCUCAAUUCUAUCUGAAAGGAAAGAAAAUACCAAGUACAAACAAUGCAAGGUGAAAUCACUUUCGGAAUUCUUGGUCUCUUAUUAGUAGACUCAGUUAUUGGAUGUCCAGAGAGAUGUCUAUGUAAUAUUACAUUGAAAGAAAUGAGCUGCACAGGUAAUGGACUCUCAGAGAUUCCAAAAGGUGUUCCUCCCGACACAGAAAUCCUAUACUUACAAAACAACUAUAUUCACACAAUAUCAAACGCUGCUUUUACUGAUAUGCCUCAACUACAGGUAUUAGACUUGUCAAAUAACAUUAUUUCAAGUUUAUCAGCAAAUACAUUUGAUGGAUUGCAUAAUCUUCUCAAACUGAAUCUUGCAAAUAACUCCAUCAACUAUAUAGACGAUAAAAUUCUUCAUGAAACCCAAAAUCUUGAGCAACUGGAUUUGUCAUUUAACAAUCUUACAAGUUUGCCUGAGGGUUUGUUCAAGAACCAGAAGAAUCUGUUCUGGCUUGGUGUGCAUCAAAACCAACUUCAUCAACUAGACACUGCCCUUCUGGAUUCACUGUCAAAUCUACAAAUACUUUUGUUGCAGAAAAAUCAAUGGAUAUGUGACUGUCACAUGGGUGGAUUGAAACUCUGGCUGGAGAGCUUUCUGUACAAAGGAGGUCAGAUUGAUGAGAUUCUCUGCACAGAACCUGAAGAUUUAAGAAGUAAAGACCUUAUGAAAAUCCCUCAUGAAUUAUUCCAACUAUGCUCCUCUGUUGAACAUAAGCCACCUCAUGCAGACUCUGGCCACAUAAGUCCUACUGCACAAAACCUUCAUGUCAAAAAUGAAAAUGCCAAUAAUGCAGACUGUACUACAAAGUCCAAGCAACGAACAGGCAGCUUACGUCAUGCUGUUGCCACAAUUGUGAUAACUGGUGUCAUCUGUGGAAUAGUUUGCUUGAUGAUGUUGGCAGCUGCGAUUUAUGGCUGUUCUUAUGCAGCUCUUAUGGCUAAAUAUCAAAGGGAACUAAAGAAACUGGAACAUCUGGGUCCAGAGAUUGAACAAGGAAGUGCUGAAGAGAAGGAGCCACUAGACGGUUCACUGCCAUGAAUUUUGACUUUCCGAUUGCAUUUAGAAUAUCAUAAUAAGCUAGAACCAACAUGUAUUAAUGAUGACAAUCUAAAAUCAGCUUAUGAAUGCUUUCAUAAAUUAGCAAAUAUCUAAUGUACCAGACUGCUUUAAUUUAUUGGAGCACUUUGGACCUUCAGAAUUUUGCAUGUAAAUCUUUUAAUGUAUAUCAUUUAAUGUAUAUAUUAGUUUAGAUUAACAGUGUCAAUUAUAAAGUGUACAAUUAAAAGAAGAAAGGAAACUAAAAAAUUGUUAAACGUAUUAUGAAGAAUGCUAUGCAUUCAAUUAUACAGUGCAUAAAGGAUCAUUUGUAUUUUUCAUUUAAACUUUAACUGUAAGAUACAAUUUAUUCUAUUAGUAAAUUAGUCUAAUCUACAGCAUUGUAACUGGGAUCACAUCGGUAUCCUUUACUGAAGAUACAUUUCAGCAAUUUAUUUUGUAUGAUGUUUUGGAAUACAAUUAUUCUGUUCAAAUAAGUCACAUAGAGUAUGGCCUUGAAAUAAUAUAGUGAAACUGUAGCGUGUCACUCAGUAUAACCAAGGAGGCAUUCACUUGAUUGUAAUGAAUGAAUAAAGUAAAUCUUUUAAAGUAUUAAGUGUGCACAGGCUAAUAUAGCAUUGUAUAAUUUUGAAGCCUACAUCACUGAAAAUGUAAAAAUAUAUCAGAAAACCUUCUGAAAAUAUUUACAGGUUAACACGACCAAUAAUUGUAUCAUGUACUCCAUUGUUUUCAAAUGGAUAAAAAGUUACUGAUCAAAAUUCCUGAUAUAACAUAGUAUCAAUUUUUAAUGAUUACAAAUGGGUAAUA
Stegostoma tigrinum is the source of this 2155-nucleotide messenger RNA. RefSeq names its product leucine-rich repeat and transmembrane domain-containing protein 1 (gene lrtm1). The record is from RefSeq and is a predicted model, not a curated record. Lineage: Eukaryota; Metazoa; Chordata; Chondrichthyes; Orectolobiformes; Stegostomatidae. The coding region runs from base 293 to 1330 and encodes 345 amino acids. The transcript has 3 exons. Gene Ontology annotation, molecular function: protein binding.